This is a messenger RNA of Lolium rigidum, 1116 nucleotides long. Its product is annotated as BTB/POZ and MATH domain-containing protein 2-like. Gene Ontology annotation, biological process: protein ubiquitination. NCBI's taxonomy places the organism in Eukaryota, Viridiplantae, Streptophyta, Magnoliopsida, Poales, Poaceae. The transcript has a single exon. The coding region runs from base 1 to 1116 and encodes 371 amino acids. The record is from RefSeq and is a predicted model, not a curated record. Gene Ontology annotation, molecular function: protein binding.
AUGGCAGAGGACAAGUCCAAUGACUGCGAGGUCGUCCCUACAAGGGAGACUGGCCAAUUCCAUUUCCGGGUAUGCUUCUCGCCGAUCGAGGCUCCCCUCAGCGUUAGGACAGUCGCUAGCAGCAUCGUCGCCGGAUGCGAGUGCCAAGCAAAUUUUUUGCGCUACCACAACGACGCUGUGCUCAAGCUUAUUCUUAUAGUCCGACAUGGAUCAAACCCCACGAUGGACGGCAUCAAGGUCAUACCCAACAUGGUUCUCCUCGACAAGACCGGGUCACCCGCGUCGAUGGGGACAGCGACAACCACCCGCUCCCCGGAGGAUAAAAUAGCAUACAACUUGAACCUAAGCUCGCUGUCCGAGGAUGUCAGGGCGAACUGUGUCCUGGACGACCACUUCCAAGUCAUGUGCUCGGUGGAGGUCGUCAGGGACGGGGUACCGGCGACGGCUCCAUCAACAUCGGAGGAGGAGUUCCCUGGUUUGGGCCAUGAUCUUGCCAUGAUGUCAGACAAGCAACAGCUCACCGACGUCUCCUUCGAUGUUGACGGCGAGAGCUUCAGCGCACACCGCCUCGUGCUCGCGGCACGGUCGGCGGUGUUCCGAGCAGAGCUCUAUGACCCCAUGGCGGAAAGCAGGAUGGCGUCCAUCACCAUCCAAGAAAUGGGGGCCUCCACCUUCAGAUCUAUGCUCCAUUACAUGUACCACGGUUCAUUGCCCGAUGCUGGCAGGACGGAUGUUUCCUCCACCAUGGCAGAAUACCAGAGUUUGCUUGCAGCGGCGGAUAGGUACGGGGUAGAGCGGCUGAAGAAGAUAUGUGAGGACAAGCUAUGUGGCAACGGUAUAACGGUAGACAAUGUCGUCUCAACGUUGGAGCUGGCAGAGCGCCAUGUCUGCCCUAAACUCAAAGCUAGCUGCCUUGAUUUCCUAUCGGAUGGUGAAAAUUUCAAGAUGGUUGCGACCACCGAUGAGUACUUCCAUUUGAUGCAGACUGCUCCUUCUGUCUUGGUUGAAGUGAGGAAUCGGUUCAAGAUGGCACAUGAAAAGCCGACUGUCAAUGAAUCUGGUGCUCACAAGAAAAGCCGAAUGACGAAUGUGUUAGGGAUCUCAACGGAUUACUAA